This is a messenger RNA of Cadophora gregata, 1768 nucleotides long. RefSeq lists its product as uncharacterized. The coding region runs from base 480 to 1586 and encodes 368 amino acids. NCBI's taxonomy places the organism in Eukaryota, Fungi, Ascomycota, Leotiomycetes, Helotiales, Ploettnerulaceae. Gene Ontology annotation, molecular function: oxidoreductase activity. The record is from RefSeq and is a predicted model, not a curated record. The transcript has 5 exons.
GGCAGAUUUUAUGUCUCAUGAUUGGCUUUUUUUUUUUCAUAUGCCGUUCAUUCAUUCUUGGCUGUUGCUUUGCUGUCGCCGAUAAUUUUUCAACCUUGUACAGUAAGUCCGACCCUGGAGAUCCUGGGGAUCCUGCCACUGUGCUUCAAGUACAAGUAUUGUACCCACUUACGAGUAUCUUGUGGCUCUACGCCUGAGCUUGAGAACCUGGAAGUCCCUCGAUGGUUGCAUCUCUGAGCUCUUUUGAGCCCCCUCUUGAUUUAAAGCCUAACUAAUACGACGGGUUUUCAAUUUUCGGCCGAGAUUCGCUUCGAAUGUUUACUCCACCCUCAAUCUACUUUUUGAGUAUACCCCAAAUGUGUCCCAUAUGAAAGUACAAGGUAUAAGUACGCCGCUCCGCUCCCCAAUCCUUUCACUCUACGAAAAAGCCAACAAUCAAACUCGACUCAACGCUUUCCUCUCAAGAACAGAUCAUCAAAAUGUCAGCAAAAAUGUCAGCAUUUGCACGGCCUCCGCCUCCCAAGACAGCUUUAGGGUACUACCGGCUUCUUUCUCCAACAGCUUCGGUCAGAGUCAGUCCAUUAUGCCUCGGAGGAGUGAACUUGGGCGAGUCUUGGGCCGAUAUUGUUGGGAUCUGUGACUCUAAUGCUAUGCUUGAUACCUUCUACGAGAAUGAAGGGAACUUCAUUGAUACAGCCAACAACUACCAGAAAGGGGAGUCUGAAAGAGCAAUCGGUGAGUGGAUGGCAAAGCGUGGUGUCCGAGACGAGAUGGUGAUCGCCACAAAAUACACAACCUGUGGGCGUGUGGGCUUCGGUGAUAAGGAGAUCGUUGUCAAUACCAGUGGUAACGGAGCCAAAAGUCUUCACCUCUCGUUGGAAAGAAGUUUAAAGAACUUGCAGACAUCAUACAUUGAUUUGCUGUACAUCCAUUGGUGGGACUUUACCACGUCGAUCCCAGAGCUCAUGCAAUCCCUCAACAACGUGAUCAGAGCUGGAAAGGUACUGUACAUCGGUGCAUCCGACACACCAGCUUGGGUCGUGGCUAAGGCCAAUCAAUAUGCGCGUGACCACGGGCUUCAACAGUUCUCUGUCUAUCAGGGCAAUUGGUCAGCAGCACAACGGGACUUUGAAAGAGAUAUCAUCCCGAUGGCCAUGCACGAAGGCAUGUCUAUCGCAGCCUGGGGUUCUCUCGGUGGCGGCCAAUUCAAAACUGCCGAGCAGCGACGAGCAAAGGAAGGGCGAAAACUGGAAGAGCCGUCCGAAAACAUUCUCAAAGUCUGUGCCGUCCUCGAACAUCUGGCUGAAAAGAAGGGAACCAUUAUGACAAGCAUUGCACUCGCAUAUGUCAGACACAAAAGCCCCUACGUCUUCCCAAUCGUUGGCGGGAGAACACCUGAGCAGCUGAAGGCCAACAUCGAGGCCCUGAGUCUGGAAUUGACGAAGGAGGAGAUGGAUGAGAUUGAAGGGGCAGCACCAUUCGAUCUUGGGUUUCCUUUGACGAUGAUCGGUACUCAUGCUGGAGACUCGUGGCUGAACAACAUUGCAGGAUAUCAUGAUUGGGUUGAAGCGCCAAAGGUAUGGUAAUUUUCACUUUGAGUACUGAUAGUCAUUGAAUAUUGCUGAUAUCACGUGCCAAGCCAAUUGCUUCACGCAAGCUCUGAGGAAGAUCACAAGGUCGAAGAAGGACUAUGAUCGAUAACACAAGAUUAGCAGUUUCCAACGUUCCAAUGCAUAUAUUUCGAUUCCGCUCGACUACCCAAUUGCCA